UUUGGCCAACAUUCUGCACAUUUUCUCAUCGAUUAAACAUUUUUUUUAUCUCAAUACAGUUUUCUGUUCCGAAAACUAGAAUCUGUUGUAAACAGAGUGGACUACGUUUUGUAGACUUUAACAUUUGCCAAAGUUGUAAAAAAAUGCAUUGUUUAGAAGGAACGCAAAGACGAAUUUAGUUAUUGCACACGCGCACUUCACCGAGUAGGGUUCCCUAACGUGAAUAUGCAGAUAUCUGCUAGAAUGGGCGAAUAGGAUCUCCUCUCAAUAUGACUCAUUUGUUCCCAUUGCAAAUGGCAUGCCCUGGUCUAUCUUGGUUUAGUUAUACACAUAUUUGCCCAUUGCCUUUUGGGAGCGUCCGACCUGGUUAUCAUGUGAUUUCACGAAAACUAGUGACGUUUGGAAAACACACGUGACCGAAAGAAACGAACAAAUUGCUAGUAUUCACAGCACGGUCAGACUGUUUGUGUUUACAUGUCUAUUUUCUCUUCUGCUUUUACCCACGGGGGAAAAUAUCACGUUCUUUGAAAGGGAUUCAUCAAGGAAGGCAUAUCUUCAGAACGUUGACCAACAAUGGACCAGUCCUCUCGAUAAUCUUUUUAAAGGGUUUUAGGAAUAAAAAAAGAUAUGAAAUAUUUCCUUCUAUCUAUUUAUUUGAUGUUGCAGUGUUUUUAUGCCCUGUGUACCCUCCCUGCUCCGGUCAAUGUUACCAUCGAUUCUCUCAACUUCCACCAUGUUCUCCGCUGGACCCCUGGGCCAGGCACACCACCCGGGACCAUGUACAAGAUCUUACACAGAGAAAACAACAUGACCCUACAGCUACAGCAUCAAACCAACAUGACAAAUCAGAAGCUGGAUCUGAAGUACCCCAAAGAAGAAUACAGAUUGUGUGUUCAGGCUUCCCACGAGCUCUUAGAGUCGCCCCUGACCGUGAUCACCUUCACCCCCUACACACAGACUGUUAUUGGUCCUCCGACACUGUCUUUGGAUGGAUGUGGCAAUUGUCUGGUAAUCAACAUCACACUGCCUGAGAUGGAAACCAUUCAAAAUGUCUACGGCAGUGUAUCCUUUCAGAUCGACUGGAAGAGCGCAGGAGAGACUCGGAUCAAAGAGACCCGUACAACUCAUUUAAGUUAUAUGCUGGAGAACUUGAAUGUGGACACAGAGUACUGUGUGAGGGUGCAUACGAUGAUCACCACCAACCAAAAAACACAGCUUUCUGAGUGGAAGUGUGCACACACCAGUAUUGUGAAGGCUAACAGAGUCCCUGCUGUUGUAGCUGGGGUGUCGGCUCUCCUCAUUGUGAGUGGGGCAGGCCUGAUGGUUCUCAUGUUUAUCUUGUUCUACACUGGGUUCUUGUGCAAGUUGAAGACCCAUCUGCCUAGAUCACUGACUGCCCUGGUUGAGGGCUACCUAGUCACCCCAGAGAGAACAGUUCCUGACCUGGUCUCCAUAUCCUCUGAGCCAGAGCAACAAGGGAAGGCCCUCACAACAAAAGCACACCACAACAGAGAGAACUCGAACCGAGCAGGGGAGGAAGAGGAGGAGGAUGAAGAGGAGGAGGGGGGAAACGGCGCGGUCUACAUGGACCGCGAUGCGGGGCUCUCCUUUGAUAGCAGCUCCAGCACCAUACAGUCCCAGGAAGCAUCAGGGGCUAAUGUUGCCCUUCUUAACGUAGCAGGGCAUUCUGGGGGGUUGAGUUUUGAGACAGCAGCUGAGGAGGAAGAGGAAGUUCCUGUGGGAGUGGUGGUGCUUGGAGGUCAGGGUCAGAGCGAGGUCAAAGGUGAACUAACGAAGGUCAUUUCCAGCCUAGACGGAGAUCAACCCAGACCUCUGGGACUUGUAGGGUUGGGUGGAGAGGAGGAGAAAGAGAUGAGGGAGGAGACCUCUGGUAACGUCAAUCUGUUCUCUGUGACUCUGGGGGCUUUAAAGAAGGAGGAGGAGGAGCAUGAGACAGAUGUUUUAUUAGGCUGUUCCAAACAGGAGCAGAAGCCUCUACUUCCCAUAGACUCCUUACAGAGGACAUUAGGACUGGACAGCAUGGGAUCACAGGGUGAGAUACAGGAGGAUACAGGCCUAGUACUGUCACGGGCAGACUGCACAUACAAAUACUUUGAAUAUUCAGAUAGACAUGCUGCCAGCUGUACAAAUACAUACUCUGACUGCCUGGUAACGCACACUGGCACUGUGCAGUCUCACAAUGAGACAGAGGAGGAGGAGGAGGAAGAAGAAGACUUCUCAGGCUAUAUGGGACAUUGAUGCGUGCGUGUGUAGCGUGGUUCGUUCUGCGGUGUGUACUUUUAAUUAGGACGCUGCCACAACUGAAGGUCUGCUAGUUGAAUUAUUUUUAUUUGCCCUGCACACGAAGAGACAACACACAUUAUGUUAACCCUUGGCACAGUCAUAGCUCUCAGGCACCUUGCUAGCCGAAGGUCAGGCAAAAGAGAACAAUAAGGGUGUAUGGAAAUACAGAUAACCCGCGAUGGGCCAAACCAAAAUAUACAAAACUUUUACAAUCACAUGUACAAUAUUGAUAUGAAAAAGUGUUUGUACACCAAAGAAAAACAUUAGCUAUGCAGCUGUAAUUAAAUUUAAAAAAUACACUGAAUUAUUAUUAUCAAAUGAUUAACAUCCCCUCAGUGACCUGGCCUAUUUGAAUUGGUCAUUGUGUGCAACUUGGUGCAUAAUCUAGGGGAACAACAUCACACUGCUACACAUGCAUGCCGUGUAGGCCUACAGUGUAAGUGUCUUAGCUGAUAAUUGCACAGAUAUUCCACUUGGUUGGAUAUGCCUUCUAUCACGUCCAUUCCUUCCCAAAUAUUGUCUUCUGUUGAGAAAGUGUGUAAAACAGAGGUAUUCACACUUUCCCGAUCCUCACCCUAAAAACUAAUGACAGCCUUAAAAUGUCUCUACGUGUUAUCAGGAUUCUGUUCAUUCAGAUACACUUGAUUUUUUAAAUGAUCUUUCUCAAAAACGUUUGUAUAUUGUCCCAUACUAUAGCAUGUACCAUUAAUUUGUUUUUGUUAUUUGGUGACAUUAAUGCAGUUCCUCCACCCCGACUUUGAAUACCACUGAUGUGUCCGUUUCAUUCAUUGUAAUGUACGUGCAAUUUUAUGAGAGAAGAAUUAGAGCUCAAUGAUCAAAUCGUGACCCGGUUUUUGUGUAGAAUGUGUGUUUUUUAGGCUAUUGUUUGUAAAAGUUAUUAUGUGGGAAAUUCCUUGAUGAGAGAAUAAUUAGAGCUCAAUGAUCAAAUCGUGACCCGGUUUUUGUGUAGAAUGUGUGUUUUUUAGGCUAUUGUUUGUAAAAGUUAUUAUGUGGGAAAUUCCUUGAUGAGAGAAUAAUUAGAGCUCAAUGAUCAAAUCGUGACCCGGUUUUUGUGUAGAAUGUGUGUGUUUUUUAGGCUAUUGUUUGUAAAAGUUAUUAUGUGGGAAAUUCCUUGAUACGUCGAGACUUGUGUGUCAUGUUAAAGUACACUGCUCUCUAAAAAAGAAAUGCUUCGUGUGAAACAAUGUUCCCCUGGAAAAGCCAAUCCGUUCUUAUAAAGAUCUAUGGUUGGUUGCUCAACAUUGUCGUCAUUUCCAGCAGCAGCGUUGUUAUGCCGCGUUCAAAACAACUGGGAACUCGGAAAAAUACGAGGUCGAUGAUCUUCAUGUGAGAAAAUCUGAUCUCUAGAAAGAGGCCCGAGUUCCCGAUUUGGAAUUCCGAGUUGGAUGACCGUUCGAAAUGAUUUUCCCAACCGUAACUCGUUUUUUUAACGCCUGUAAAUCGGAGAUUUCCGAGUUCCCAGUUGAUUUGAACGCGGCAAAACCCUUUUUGUAUUUCUACAAGCUGGCAAGGCAGCAGUUACGGAAAGCACCCCAAUUGUGGCAGAGGACUGGCUCUUCUUGUUUGACUUUCUGUUGCCAACCAGGCAGAAAUGUCAUCUCAUAACGGUAGCUAUGUUUUAUUGUAAUUGCAUUAUGCUUGGUGUUGUCAAAGGAUAUCCACCGUUUGGCCUAGGCUUUGUUAGCGAGAAGCUAACGGAAUCAUGGCAUUAGUGGAACCGACAGCUGUUGUUUUACUAGCGGUUAUCGUGUUUUGUUCUUACUAUCUCUCUGCACGUUUAUUUUGGUAAUGUUGAUGUAGCUAGUUGGCAGGGGUGUAAAAAAUACUUUAAGUACCACUUAACGUUACCCCCGUAAAACUACUUAUCUGCUUUACUAUUUUAUAUUUUUUUGACAACUUUUACUUCACUACAUUCCUAAAGAAAAUGAUGUACUUUUUUUACUCCAUACAUUUUAACCCUGACAACCCAAAAGUACAUGUUACAUUUUGAAUGCUUAGCCAGGACAGGAAAAUGGUCCAAUUCACGCACUUAAUCAAGAGAACAUCCCUGGUCCUCCUGCCUCUGAUCUGCGGACUCACUAAACAAAUGAUUCAGCUUGUAAAUUAUGUCUGGGUGUUGGAGUGUUCCCCUGACGAUCCGUAAAUAAAAAACCAUACAUUUA
This is a messenger RNA of Oncorhynchus tshawytscha (Chinook salmon), 4487 nucleotides long. Its product is annotated as interferon lambda receptor 1-like. NCBI's taxonomy places the organism in Eukaryota, Metazoa, Chordata, Actinopteri, Salmoniformes, Salmonidae. The record is from RefSeq and is a predicted model, not a curated record. Gene Ontology annotation, molecular function: protein binding.